Molecule: messenger RNA, 2182 nt
Organism: Arabidopsis arenosa
Lineage: Eukaryota; Viridiplantae; Streptophyta; Magnoliopsida; Brassicales; Brassicaceae
Source: the annotation of a GenBank genome assembly
AAGCUCUCUCUCUAGUCUCUCGCAGUCUUUUUUUUUAUCUCUCUUUGGCUCUCCGUGAUGACGACGAGAUUUGGGUCGGAGAAAACUUCGAUUUCUCGUGAUGAAUUUGCAGAAGACUCGCUAAAGAUCGUUUCUUUGCCGUCGGUAGAGAACGACGACUCUGUUGAAGAGAUGAUAAGCCCAAAGAAGCAAGUAAAGUCUUCGCCUUUUACUUCUGUUUGUGAGAACGAUGGAGAAACCAUCCAUUCGGAUUCUAUUGAAGUUUCUUUCUCCGAAACGAGUCUUGAAGAAACCGAGGCGAUGAAUGUGGAGUGUCCUGGAGAAUUAGUCUCUGUACCUGAUACUGGUUCCACGUUUCUGGAAGAGAAUAAGGUUGGUGAGGAAAUAUCUGAGAUUUCGACAGAAGAUGAUGUGCUCAAGAUAGAAGAUGUGACUGAUGGGUGCGUUGUUUCUAUCUCUGAUAUGAAAGAAAGUUUGAACUCGGAGAAGAAGGGACAAGAUUCUGAUGUUCAGAGUACUGUGGAGGCUGAGAAGAGAAUAUUGUUGACUGAAAUCGAAGAUGGUACCACGUUUCUUGAAGAGAAUAAGGAACUGCAACAGAUUAAGGAAAUCUCUGAGAUUUCUACAGAAGGCGAUCAAUUCAGAGAUGAUGUGCACAAGAUAGAGGAUGUUGUUAAGACUGAUGGGUGCGUCGUCUCUAUCUCUGAUAUGAAAGAAAGUUUGAACUCUCAGAAGAAGGGACAAGAUUCUGAUGUUCAGAUACUUUUGGAGGCUGAGAAGAAAAGACUGUUGGCUGAAAUCGGAGAUGGGUCAAUCUUCAAGAAGAAGGAUGAUGUGGACGCGCUCGCUAGGGCUUCUGAUAUCCAUAAGAUCGAAAAGAAUGGAAAGGGCUUUAAAGAUCAGCAUGAGAAGGUGGAAAGAGUGAGAGUUAAGGAUAAUGCUUUUGUUGGAAGAUCUGUGAAUAUCGAUUUGGUUGAUGAUACUGCGUUGUUUGAUGUUGUUCCUUUCUACAAGAAAGGUAAAGAUCAUCCUAAGAGACCAGGAACUGAUAAGGAUGCACCAAAAAAGCAUAAGAAAGUUGGUGGAGAGAAACCUAUCGAUAAGGGAAAUGCUUCUAGCAUUGUUGAAAGGAAUGCAUCAACUAAAGUUUCUGACUUUCGUAACCGUGGAGAAAUGAGUGGGAAGCAGUUGCGGAUAAUGUAUUCUAGGAACCAAAUGGAGUCGAUGAGGUAUGCCCACAUUGCGAAUCAGAAGAAACUGUGGAGUGACUUGUAUGCUAAGCUCCUACCUGAGCUUGUGACUGAGUACGAAGGUUUGAAGAAUCACAAGAGGGAGAGUGGCAUCAGUAUCCUAGGUCCCAUAUCGGCUGUACCAAGGCGAAACCGCACCAAAGAAGGAAUGGAUGACUUAACUCAUGAAGAAGACUAUGUUGUAAAAGAGGAGAACACUGAAGAUAAUGACGAUUACAAUAGCAUUUUGAGGCCUGCGUUUGCUGUGGAUGGAGAACCUGAUUUCGAUUCUGGACCACCAGAAGAUGGGCUUGAAUAUUUAAGACGAGUCAGGUGGGAGGCUAAGCGAAUUCCAAAUGUAAAAGUAGCCAAGGUAAAUGGAAGCAAGUACAAAGAGAAAGAGCAAAGUGUUUACAUGCCACAAAUUCCUGAAAUCCCCAAAUGCCCAGAGCACCUGCUGCCGGUGAAGGAAUGGGAGGAGUCGUUGCUUUCCGACUUCUCACACAUUCGCCUGGCUUUAUCACAAAAUGGCAGCGAGUCUUUAGAAGACGUGCUCAUGGAGAUAUUCAAUAAGCGUCUCCACACAGACAGUGAUGAGUCAUUUUGUGGGGUGGUUUCAGAGAUACAAGGAAUGGACUCAGUGACGCGGGUGUCAAAGCUGAGAAAGCGGAUAUGUUUGGUUGAGAAGAAGAGCGGUUUAGAGAGUAGUGACUGCAAAUGGGUAGUAGCAUUAUGUGCAUCAGUGGACACUCCUUUGGAUGCUGAUACUAGUGCUUGUCUCAGAGCUCUUUUGAGAAAGUGUGCGAGUCUUCGUGCGUUAGAGGUUGAAGAUGAACAAGUUAUCAUUAUGGCUAAUAUGCUCAUCACCAUCGCAGGCAGAUACUUUGGCCAAAUGGAAUGAGAGAAGAAGUGAGGUUGUAAAACAGUUUUAAAAUUAAAUUAAAAACAAAUAA